AUGGCUUAUAUGAAGGUUAUGAAGUUAACGACAGUGUGUGUAUUGGUGGCAGUUCUGGUGGUAGGCACCAAUGGAGACCUGGCUUCUCCUGAGAGGUCUUAUAAGAUCCUCAUGCUCCUCCCCGUCUCUACCAAUAGCCACAGGACCCUCUUCAUGUGCCUGGCCGAGGCUCUAGCUGACCGAGGACACAAGAUCUCUGCGCAGUUCCCAGAGCUGCCGCCGCUGUUAGACCUGGAGAGGAACAUGAGUCUGGGGCUGAUCAAUACCCACUUUAGUAUUGGUAUACCACUGCCCCUCCUGCCUUCAGAGGUGGAGGUGGGCGGUAUGCACUGUCGACCAGCCAGCCCUCUGCCCGAGAUCUCUGCGCAGUUCCCAGAGCUGCCGCCGCUGUUAGACCUGGAGAGGAACAUGAGUCUGGGGCUGAUCAAUACCCACUUUAGUAUUGGUAUACCACUGCCCCUCCUGCCUUCAGAGGUGGAGGUGGGCGGUAUGCACUGUCGACCAGCCAGCCCUCUGCCCGAGGAACUGGAGUCGCUUAUCACUGGGGCGGGGUCUGCUGGCGUCAUAUACUUCAGCUUGGGCUCCGUUGCUCAAAGUAUCAGCAUACCAGUCCAGUACCGCGACCUCCUCGUCCAGGCCUUCCGCAGGUUGCCGCAGCGCGUCCUCUGGAAAUACGAGGGGAAGCUGGAGGGCCUCCCUGACAACGUGAUCAUCAGCAAGUGGUUCCCCCAGCAGGAUGUUCUGGCCCACCACAACGUGAAGGUGUUCAUCACGCACGGAGGCCUCCUCAGCCUGCAGGAGGCCAUCUUCCACGCCACGCCCCUCCUCGUCCUCCCCAUCUUCUCCGACCAGCCCAGGAACGGCAUGUUUGUGAGGAACUCUGGUCUGGGAGACUUUCUAGAGUGGUCAAACCUAACUGAAGACAUAAUUCUCAAAACUCUCACCGAAAUUAUUAAUAACACAAGGUAUAAGGAAAACGUGAUGAGGAUGUCAGCGGGGAUGAGGGACCAGCCGACGUCCCCCAGGGACCGUGCAGUGUUCUGGACGGAGUACGUCAUCCGCCACCGUGGGGCGCCCCAGCUGAGGUCCCCGGCGGCACAGCUCUCCUGGGUGGAGUUCCUAAUGCUCGACGUCCUGCUUCUUCUCCUCCUGGCUCUCUCCCUUCUCUGCUUCAUCCUUCGUCGGAUCCUUAUUGUUGUCUCUGUAAAAAUGUUCGGUAGUGGCAGCAGCAAAAAGAAGCAAGAUUAG
Messenger RNA from Procambarus clarkii (red swamp crayfish), 1248 nucleotides. Lineage: Eukaryota; Metazoa; Arthropoda; Malacostraca; Decapoda; Cambaridae. The record is from RefSeq and is a predicted model, not a curated record.